AUGAAGCUCCUCACCAAGGAAGAAGAAGACGCCCACUACCGACAGGUAGUCAAAGGCGGCACGAUCGGCGGAAUGCUGGGGCUGGUAGGCGGACUGGCCGGCGUGAUGGCGGCGGCACGACGCUACCACACGAUCCGCAACCUGACGCUCCCAAUGAAGGCGUUCCUGGUGACGUCGACGGGGACGUUUGUGGGGAUUGUGGCGGCGGACAGCUCGUCGCGGGCGUUCGAGGCGGAGCGCAACCAGCAGCUGCAGUGGUACGAGGACCGCGAGCAGCGGCUGCGGCACUCGGAGGUGGCGGGGAUGUCGUUCAUCGACCGGGCGCUGAUCUGGGCGCGCCGCGAGAAGUACAAGAUCGUCGGCGCCACAUGGGUCGCCUCCAUGAUCGGGUCGUUUGUGCUUGUCGGCCGCAACCCGUACCUGUCCGGCCAGCAGAAGAUCGUCCAGGCGCGUGUGUAUGCGCAGGGCUUGACGCUCGCCGUGCUGGUGGCGUCGGCGGCGUUUGAGAUCUCCGACCAGAAGAAGGGGAAGGGCAUCCUGGAUGCGCCGAAGCCGGUUGAUGGGGCGCCGCAGGCGCAGAACGUGCAGGCUACGCCCGCCGUGGAGGAGAACCAGGGCGGCGAUCUGUGGAAGGAUAUGGUUGCCGCUGAGGAGGAGCGUCUGAAGAAGAAGCAUGUGUCGCUGUAUGAUCAUCACGACCAGGGCAAGCACGGGGCUGCGGAGAAGGAUGCUCCUGCUGCGGAGAAGGAGGCGGAGAGCGAGAAGAAGCAGUAG
Messenger RNA from Aspergillus terreus NIH2624, 774 nucleotides. RefSeq names its product HIG1 domain-containing protein. The transcript is spliced from 2 exons. Bases 1 to 774 code for a protein of 257 amino acids. Lineage: Eukaryota; Fungi; Ascomycota; Eurotiomycetes; Eurotiales; Aspergillaceae. Gene Ontology annotation, cellular component: mitochondrial inner membrane. The record is from RefSeq and is a predicted model, not a curated record. Gene Ontology annotation, biological process: mitochondrial respiratory chain complex IV assembly.